GAAAAAAGAGUAGUAGUAUAUUCCAAAAAGAAAAAAGGUGAAAUUAGCCUAGACGACGCCGUUUGGUUGUCUAUAGCUCCCAAAUCCCAAUGGCAAAUAAAGCCCUACAUAAAGGCUCCGAACCCAAACACAUAUUGAGCGGGAAAACGAAAAGCUGAAAAGUGAAAAAGCCACUGAAAGAUCUCAAAAAGAACUCAAAAUCAAACACCGCCUAUCUAGACCGAGGAAAAAUGAGGGGCACCACUCGCGGCCGUCCCACUGACUCCUUCAAUCCUCCGCUAGCACAACAGUCGCGUGAUUCCGAUGCCAGCUUUGCCAGUAGCCGGCCCUCUUCCGUCGGUGUGGGCCGCGGCAUCUCCUCCGCCGAACCCUACUCCGAUCGCGCAUUCCAAGCGGCCACCAUCCGCUCUAUCAACGCCUUCUUCUCCUCCCAUUCCAUUCCCCUUAUGUCCACCAAACCCUCUCAAGCUCCUUCCGCCAAGGACCUCUCAAAUAUCCUCACCUCCCUUCUUUCCCUUAUCGAUUUUCCUUGCUCCAAACUCGAGGACGACCUAGGUUUCCUCCUGAAAACCCUAAAUUGCCCCUUCAAAUUCAACAAAUCCACGCUCCGUGCCCCUAAUACCCCCCACAAUUGGCCUUAUUGGCUUGGUAUCGUUCACUGGCUGGUCCAACUUGCAAUGUACAAUGAACAUUUAUCUCAGAAUUCCACAACUUCUUUUGCUCAAAAUAAUAGCAUGAAUGAAUAUGCAUUGGAGAGCUACACGCGAUUUAUACAUGGCGAGGAUGAUUUAUUGGAGGUUUUAGAUAACCAGUUCAUGGAGAAGGUUGAGAAGGAGAGGGAAAACGUGGUGGAGAACAACAGGGCUUUGGAAAAGAGUGUUGGAGAACUGGAGGCGAAAGCAGAGGGACUAAGGAAGGGGCCAACAGAGAGGGAACUGUUAGAGAAGGAAAAGACUGUGUUAGAAGAAGAUGUGAAGAAGUUUCAUGCUAUGAUCGCUGAGUUUACAGGGAGGAUUGGGGCAAUGGAAAAGGUGUUGGAGGAAAAGGAGAAGGAGUUGAAUGCAAAGGAAGAGGAGAGGAGGCGUAUUUGCGAGGAAAAUGAGGAGCUUAAAAAGAGAGUGGAAUUGCAAACUUUUAAUGCCAGAGAUGUGGAAAGGAUGAAGAGGGAGAUGCAGGCUGUGGAGAGGGAUAUUGUGGAGGCAGAGGUUGCGAGGAAUUCAUGGGAGGAUAAGUCUUGGGAUCUUGAUUCUACUAUUGGACACAAGUUUAAGGAGCUAGUUGGGCUUGCAAUGGAAUGCAACCAAGCGAUUAGGAGGUUAAAGGUUGGUAAUGAUUAUCAGUAUGAGGUGAAUGCUAAAGGCUCAACACCUGCUGAGGUGAUGGGGAUCGACUACAAAGCUACACUUAAGCCUGAGCUUGAAAGGUAUGGUGACAACAUAAGGGAGAGUUCUAAGAAAAAGUUUGAAGACAUGAUUAUCCUUCAGCAACAAUCAAAAGAAAUGGCUAACAUGAUUGAGGAAAAGAAAAAGCUUAUUGCUGCACUUCAAUCCCGUAUUGAUGAAGUUGAAUCCCAUUUAAAUUUGUUCAAGAAGGAAAUGCAGGAAUAUGUUUAUAGAUCUACUGCAGAAGUCAAGAAAAUGGUUGAGGAUGUCCAAACUGAGGCUUAUAAAUUAGAUAUCACAGAAAAAGAAGCAGCAGAGAUUCUGAAGGCUUCGCAACUGAGGUUGCAAGAAGCAAUCCAACAAAGUGAAGAGGAAAUUCAGAUGCAUGCUCGUGAACUUUUUAUGAUGGUUGAUUCCGUCUCAAAAUAUAAAGAACAUGUUGAAUCCAAGAUUUCAGAGAUGAGGGUCAGCCUCUCAGAAACUGCAGCUGCCGUAUCAGAUGCUUACAAGGGUUCAUUGCCAGCACAAUUCUCUGGUACUGCAAAUGCAAGUCAGUAAUAUUAAUAGAAAAUCUGUAAUCUAUGAUUAAGUUUGGUCUUUUUGCUUGUGUUCAAAGUUUGAACAACUAUUUUGCUUCUCACUGCUGAUUCGUAGUAUCAGUUAUAGAAAGUUGCCAUGCCAUUUCCGACAUUGUAUGUAAGGGUUUGUUUUGAUUCAACUGUUGAAUGUUUUUCGCCAGUAUU
This is a messenger RNA of Durio zibethinus, 2125 nucleotides long. RefSeq names its product kinetochore protein. Lineage: Eukaryota; Viridiplantae; Streptophyta; Magnoliopsida; Malvales; Malvaceae. The record is from RefSeq and is a predicted model, not a curated record.